AUGCUUAUCGUGCAUUUUUCCAUCGACGGGCCCCAGCAUCUCUGCCGUUUGGUCGAUGUGCAAAAGACACAAUUUCCUCAGCGCGAUCGCCCAAUCCGGUUGAUUGUUGUAGACGUUGACGGAACCCUCACUACGAAUGACGGUAUAUUCUCGACGAAAAACAUAGAAGGGUUUAAACGCGCAAAAGAGCUAGGCAUUGAAGUUGCGUUCGCUACAGGGAAAGACCCAAAGGCUACCGAAGACGCCCUUGGCUACGACACGCUAGAGGCAAUUGGCUAUUUUGGUUUUCCCGGGGUGUUUGUUAAUGGCGCAUAUGUUGUGGACCGGCAAGGAGACAUUAUUGCAGACGGUCCGCUAACCAAAAUUCAAAAGGAUCGACUCCUUCGUUCUUUUAGCGCCCAUGGACUAGGUAACGUCUCUUUCGGGAAGACACCGCCAGGACCAGUUCUAGGCACACGAGAUGAUACUUACACUAGCCAGUACAGAGCAGUCGUGUCUGACGAGCCCAGAAAGCUUGACGAAGUUCUGCCGCAUCUGAAGGAAGAAUUCGGCGAAGAAAUUGGAUUCGCGAGGUGGGCCGCUCGUGCCUUCAGCGCUUAUCGGGCAGAAUUCAACAAGGGCACUGGCCUCCGCCAGCUUGCUAGUCGUUUGAACAUUGAUUGUGAGGAUAUCCUGGCUCUAGGGAACGCAGACAACGAUUUGUCGAUGUUUAAGGAGGCAGGCAUUGCAGUAUGUGUCGAGGAUGGUGAUGACAUCGCCAAAGAUGCAGCUGAUUAUAUCACCGUGAAAAGCAGUGAAGGCGCAUUGUUCGCUGUCGUACAGGAGAUCGAGAAACUUGGAUAUUACCCACGUGCCUUUCAACAGCCUGAAACGGCAGAGAGGCGCCUGCAUCGGAAGGCGGGCAAUACUGUGCAGAUGGAGAUACUCAAGGACCCAAAAGGCCAGCGACGCUUACUCGGUUACCGAUACAACUUGUUGAAAGAGAGACAGAUUAGGGAUAAUUUGACUCUUGCUUUCCUGAGCAGACACAUGGCUUUGUCUCAGUGGCUGCCACCGACCCAUUCUGCCAUAUACAAAGAACGGGAAACAGUGAAGCCUUCAGAUGAAGGAGCCAUAUUCGCCAUGUUAGAGACAAAAAAAUGCAAAGAAGCGCAAAAUGGCAUCUGCCAAGCAGGUGAAGUGCAAGGCGCCCUUGCAAAACUGCAACAGAUGAUGCAGAUGGAAAUGGUCACGUGA
This is a messenger RNA of Eimeria mitis, 1236 nucleotides long. RefSeq lists its product as uncharacterized. Gene Ontology annotation, molecular function: phosphatase activity; magnesium ion binding. Gene Ontology annotation, cellular component: cytosol. NCBI's taxonomy places the organism in Eukaryota, Apicomplexa, Conoidasida, Eucoccidiorida, Eimeriidae. The record is from RefSeq and is a predicted model, not a curated record.